Molecule: messenger RNA, 294 nt
Organism: Pelobates cultripes (western spadefoot toad)
Lineage: Eukaryota; Metazoa; Chordata; Amphibia; Anura; Pelobatidae
Source: the annotation of a GenBank genome assembly
AUGGGGAGUCGUAAUAAGAAAUAUAAAGCUGAGAGACCCCCCACAACAGCCGACAUUGGUGAGCUCCUGAGCAGGCCGCAAUCCACCGGGAGGCCUGAAAUGGCGCCAACGUCAGAUGGACUCUCAUCCGGCGACGAGAUCUCAGCUGACGGGGACGACUACGACACUAGGGUACCUACUAGACCCGUGCCCCCAAUAUCCGCACCAGCUGCAAAGCCUCCUGUCACAGAGGACACGUUGCAGAGCCUCUUAGACAAGCUACGCCUGAACAUUGCGGUUCCGGGAAGAAAUUAA